Plectropomus leopardus (leopard coralgrouper) is the source of this 892-nucleotide messenger RNA. Lineage: Eukaryota; Metazoa; Chordata; Actinopteri; Perciformes; Serranidae. The record is from RefSeq and is a predicted model, not a curated record.
CUUGCGGAUGUCAUUGCAGACAAACAUCAUGGUCUUUAUGUACAAGUCGAAGCCGAAUCCGUCACCAGAAGACACAACAAAACAAGCUCGGCCUUCAGCUACAUGUGUGGCCACUUCUUCCGCCGCGACGAAUACCGCUCUCAUUUCAGGAACGUGCACUCUGACAUCCAGGCCUCUCUGAGUGGUUGGUUCCAACAACGCUGCCCCUUAGCAUACCUUGGCUGUGCUUUCACCCAGACGAGGUUUCACCCAGCAGGUCACCGAGCUACAAUCAAGUUCUGUCAAGAUGUCAGCGCCUUUGUCCUCCAGCCAGACAUCCCUCCAUUCCUCUGUGAAGGCGGGAAAACCUUCAGCCCUCAGAGAAACGGUGCACAUAAUGUGGAUCCCCUGAGCAGCCUGCCCCUGGAGAUCCUUCAGCACAUUGCUGCUUACCUUGACAGUUUUACAUUAUCUCAGCUGUCCCGAGUCUCCCAUCUGAUGAGGGAGGUGUGUGCCACAUUGCUGCAGGAGAGAGGGAUGGUGUCCCUCAAGUGGGAGAAAAAGACAUAUUCCCAUGGGGGAAGUUCCUGGAAAUGUCGAAAGAAAGUUUGGGAGUUCAGCUCUCUCUUUUCAUCUGUGGACAGAUGGAGCUUCAGCAACAAUCCUUCCAUGUCAGAUCACUUGAAAACCUGCUCCUUCUACCAGAGAGAGGAGCACACUGACCCUGUGGCUUUAGCCUGCCUGGGAGAGGUCGGAGACAGACACGGAGAAGUAAAGCAUAAAAGAUAAUGCUCAUGGUCCCAGAGCUCAGUGGGCGGACCGCAAUACAAGUGAUGCCGUGUUUAGAAUCACUCAGGCAUGACAUGUAUCCUCUGCAUAUACAGCUAGAAACAAAAGGUAAUUCAGAACUGCU